Molecule: messenger RNA, 848 nt
Organism: Caenorhabditis auriculariae
Lineage: Eukaryota; Metazoa; Nematoda; Chromadorea; Rhabditida; Rhabditidae
Source: the annotation of a GenBank genome assembly
AUGGAGCGAAAACCCGAAUGUUCUCCCCAGGCCAGUCGGUGUUAGCAAAAUGCCAUACGGCUAACGCAUGAAUUUGGAGACCCGGCCAAAUCCUCAAAAAGGCUGGUAAGGUGAAAUUUGAGGUGGAUUUGGGAGAAUCCAUCAGACGUUUCCACACCAAUCAACUCAAAAGUGUUCACUCUCACCCUUAUCCCGGAACGAGUGAUAGCUUUGACCCCUGUCUGGUCGUGUUGCUAGACCGUUUUUUGUUUGGUCGCUGCUUUUUGCACAAAGGACUGGCCUUUGAAUUUUUUUUUGUUUAUUUCGUUCAUUCAUGCUCACUUAUCAUGUGUUUGAAGUUACAGCUCACACUUUUCAGUUUUCAGGUAAUGGUGGCCCCAUCUCCGUACCGUACCGCAAUCAUUUAUUGUGUCAAAAGCGGAAUGACGAAAUCAGAGAUCGUUAAAAAGCUGAAAGUGUCUCGUGUUCUCGUUUUUCGAACUGCACAACGCUGACGGCGCCUCGGUACUUCAGAUGACAUACAAAGAAGGGGACGUCCAGUCACCGUCACGACUCCAGAAGCAGUCAAAGCCGUUCGAGAGAAAAUCAGAAGCACUCCGGAAAGAAGCAUGAGAAAGAUGGCAAAAGAAUAUGAAAUGAGUCAAGGAUCGAUGAGAACUAUUGUCAAGAACAAGCUGAAGAUGAUUCCCUACCGUAUGCAGAAAGGAGCCUUCCUCAAUCAAAAAAACAAGACAUUGCGGAUGAAAAAGGCUCGAAAGCUGCUCGCUGGCACGAAAGAUGGCUCGCAACUGACGACGCUAAUUACCGACGAGAAAAUCUUCACUGUGGAGGCGAACAAGAGCGGCUAA